This is a messenger RNA of Engraulis encrasicolus (European anchovy), 1032 nucleotides long. Its product is annotated as macrophage mannose receptor 1-like. NCBI's taxonomy places the organism in Eukaryota, Metazoa, Chordata, Actinopteri, Clupeiformes, Engraulidae. The transcript is spliced from 5 exons. Bases 1 to 1032 code for a protein of 343 amino acids. The record is from RefSeq and is a predicted model, not a curated record.
AUGGGCUAUGGGCAGGAGAGACGCCACCACCACAGUCGAGCAGAGACGCUGAAGGGAGAAGUCAGAUGGAAGUUCUAUGUGGUGAAAGUGGGGAAGACCUGGGAAGAAGCUCAGCAGUACUGCAUAGAGGAGUUCACUGACCUGGCCACCAUAGACAACAUGACAGAGUUGGAGAAAGUUAAGAGAGUGAUCAAGAAUGCAAAUGUUCCGGAUGAUUGGUCGGCCUGGAUUGGGCUGAAGAAUGGGGGCAGUCCUAAGUGGCAGUGGUCUCUGGCUGAUGAGGGGUUCUAUGGAGAGAAUGAGGCUGAGUUCUGGAACUGGGAGACAAACUCCACACAGCCCUAUGUGCUGGUUGAAGAAGGGAAGAACUGGACAGAUGCUCAGAGAUACUGCAGAGAGAAUCACACCGACCUGGCCAGCGUGAGGAACCAGACAGAGAACGACAAGAUCAAAGACCUAAUUACGGGAGGAAAUGAUUCCUAUCCCUGGAUCGGCCUGUUCAGAGAUGCCUGGGAGUGGUCAGAUGGCAGCAGCUCCUCCUUUCGUCACUGGGCCUCUACAGAACCCAACUUUGGUAGCAAUAAAUCUACAUUCCGUGCACGGAUGAAGUCCAGUGGGCUGUGGAACGAUGUAGGCGAGCAGCAUGAAGCUAACUUCAUCUGUUAUGAAGACAAGUAUAUCCUGGUGAAGGAGCAAAAGACCUGGAAGGAGGCUCUGGAGUACUGCAGAGAGCACCAUGAGGACCUGGUGUCUGUGUCCUCUGAGCAGAUCCAGCGCUGGGUGGCGGGGUGGGCCAAAGGAGCUUCGACUCCCUACGUGUGGGUGGGCCUGCGCUACUCCUGCAACUUGGGCUUCUGGUUCUGGGUCAGUGGAGAAAUAAUCUGCUACGACAACUGGGCCUCUGACCAAGAGAGAGAUCGGGGCUGUACACACAAGGUGGGGGCAGUCAAUCGAAAAGGGGGCAAGUGGGUCAGCUUUGAAGAGAAUGCCGAACACAACUUCAUAUGCACCAAGGAAGGCCAGUGGAACUGA